UGUGGCUCUGCCUGCGGCAUCACAACCAUGGCGGAAGAAGGAGCAAGAAUUUCACCUAUGUGACGAUGACAGCGUCGUAAAGCGGCCACUACCCGGGGAUGCACAAACCGGGUAAGAUAGGACAUGUCGCCAGGUGACGAGCGGGGACCUUGAGGCUUUAACUUUAAAGCCGCCUUCGAGUUACUUUGUUUCUUUUUAUUACGACCCCGUUUCCUUUCAGGAAGCUCAUCCGUGUUGGGCCACAUUCAGCUUCAAGUUGGACUUUUUCUUUUUUAUAUUUAUAACACAAGGAUAAGCACAUUUUUUUUGUAUCAUGAUGGAACUUUUUGACAAUCUCGCUCACGGACUGGCGAACUUGUCCAUGUUUCCCUACUUUGACAUGGCGCAUUACAUGGUGUCCAUCAUGGCUCUGAGGGAGCAGCCAGGUAAGCUCAGGGGCUCUUGAGGUGUCUCGGCUCAGCCCGCUAGCCUGCUGGUUCAGCUCCAUGCUGUGCUGCUUUGGCGGCGACGUGCUCUCCGGGAUUAUGCUGGCAGAACCACCCGUAGCGCCCUUAUCCAACGGCACCAGCGUCCUGCUGGCUUCACUCAUCUGGUACUUGGUGUUCUACUGCCCCUCGGACCUGGUGUACAACUGUGCGGCCCAGCUGCCUCUCCGCUUGGUGCUGUCGGGAAUGAAGGAAGUGACGCGCACGUGGAAAGUCCUGGGCGGCGUCACUCUGGCCCACAGCAAGUAUAAGGAUGGUCUACUGGUCAUGAUCGCCAUCGGGUGGGCCAGAGGAGCUGGAGGCGGUCUUAUCAGUAACUUUGAGCAGCUCGUUCGAGGAGUGUGGAAACCUGAAACCAAUGAGCUUCUCAGAAUGUCCUACCCCACCAAGGUGACCCUGGUUGGAGCGGUGCUGUUUGCCCUGCAGCAGAGUCACUACCUGCCGCUGCACACACACCACCUGAUGCUCAUCUACUCCACCUACACUGUCGCCAACAAGGCGAGGAUGAUGCUGACCGGCUCUGCGACAUCUCCUUUCGCCCCUGUGGAAUCGGCGCUCUUCAAGACUCUUUUCACCGGCUUCGCCCCGUACGCCGCGUAAGGGCGGGGACACGUCGACUAGUACCGGCGUCGGAAGUGCGCUCAGCAGAGAGUUAAAACCAAAGACGAUUUCCAGGUAGGCGAGAGCUGUAAGAAGAGCGAUUGUAGGAGCAGCGUCAUGGAAACUUCUUUUUCCCAUCGUUGAGUUUUCAGCAUAAAAGUUGUUGAAAGUGAAUUUCACAGUAAGACGCCAAUCAAGCCUGCACUUUAAUUUGGGGCUCAUUCUUAAGCUACUGUGAUGUUAUGAUAUCAGGUAUAAAAAUCAAUAUGUGUCUUAUUUUGAAAUAUAAAUAUAUUUAUAGUCCAAAAAUGAUCUCUUGGGAACAAUGCUGAUUUCUGAAUGUUUUUUUUAAUGCAAAUACUCUGUGAAAAUAAUAUUUUUCCUACUCUGCAAAGACGUUGACGGUUUUAAAUUAUUGGACAUAAAGUCAUUUUUUUGAUUAUAUUGUAUUUAUAUAAAGAUAAUUGCACUUUCAGUGACGGUGAAAAGCUUUCAAAAUGUGUUUGCUUGAUGAAUGCCUUGAAUAAUAAGUGAAGCAUGAAAUUAGAGUGUGUGCUGUCAAUAUUCCUGCGUUGAAACAACACUUCAAUGUAAAAAAAGGAUUCUUUGGUUCUUUGGCUUUAUUUGUGCUACAUUUUUCUUGCAUCAGGUUCUGCAUAUGACAAUAAUAAUAAAAAAGACUUGCCAAUCAUUA
This is a messenger RNA of Nerophis ophidion (straightnose pipefish), 1779 nucleotides long. It is a transcript of the gene tmem38b, whose product is annotated as transmembrane protein 38B. Gene Ontology annotation, molecular function: identical protein binding; potassium channel activity. The coding region runs from base 486 to 1085 and encodes 199 amino acids. The transcript has 6 exons. Gene Ontology annotation, biological process: potassium ion transmembrane transport. Gene Ontology annotation, cellular component: membrane. NCBI's taxonomy places the organism in Eukaryota, Metazoa, Chordata, Actinopteri, Syngnathiformes, Syngnathidae. The record is from RefSeq and is a predicted model, not a curated record.